Lutra lutra (Eurasian river otter) is the source of this 8871-nucleotide messenger RNA. Its product is annotated as brain-specific serine protease 4-like. The record is from RefSeq and is a predicted model, not a curated record. The transcript has 7 exons. Gene Ontology annotation, biological process: proteolysis. Gene Ontology annotation, molecular function: serine-type endopeptidase activity. NCBI's taxonomy places the organism in Eukaryota, Metazoa, Chordata, Mammalia, Carnivora, Mustelidae. Bases 7732 to 8661 code for a protein of 309 amino acids.
AAGAGUCCUGAUCUAACGUGAGUUUUGUUAAGCAGCUCUGGUUGUGAGGAGAAGAGGCUGUUGCCGACUCCGGGGCAGAGCUCAUGAGCUGUGUGGCAGGGGAGAGGGGCCUGGACGCCCCACUCACGGCUGGACCCCCGUGGCCUGCUGCGGGUCCCGUUGACGGUGCUGCUCUCUCUAGGCGGGGCUGCUCAGGGCACUUGUCUGCCUGCACUACGGUGGUGGGACCCCAGACACCAUGUGACUGUUUAGGCCCUUGUGGUUCCUGGGGUUGAUUGCAAGAUGCACCUCAGCAAGGACCAUCAGGAAACCAGAAACAAAAUAAACCCAGAUUUGUUACUCACAAGUCCUGGAGAAGCCACCGUUCACCCUCGGGCCACCCAAUGAGGUCGCCAGGAGGUGGGGAAGGGCACCCACCAGGGCUCUGCCUUUCCUAGGGUCCAAGCUGGAGAGGGCUGGGGUCUCUUGAUCUCUGUUUACUGGUGAAUUUAAACAAAGAGCAGGAAUUAGGGCACAGGAAGGGAGGAGUGCGGUCAUUCUAGGGGCCAGUUACCUAGCUCACCCGGGGCUUUCCACGAGGGGGUCGGCCUGGCUCCUUGUCUGGUUGUAACUGCUAGCUUUGUCGCGCAGCUGGUGACCUGUUUAUUCCAGAUGGCUGUCUUUGAAUCGGAUGCCCUGUGAUCUGUGAUCCAAAGCUUCUUGUCAGGCCUCCUGCUGCAGGUAUACACACUGGGACCAGCGGCUGACCCACAGCUUCUAAAUCCCUUGGAAUUUCCUGGGUGGCAGGGGUGUCUUUUGUUUGAGGAGGCGACUCUGGGUGGGCUCCGGAUAGCUCUAGGAUAGGCCCAUCACCAGAAAGCCCAAGUCUGCAGGGAACGGGAAGGUGCUGGAGAUGGAGCGAAUCGUCAUUCACGCUCAUGGGGUGAGCCUCCAUGAAAAUCCCUGAACUGUGGGGUUCAGGGAGCCUCCGGCUUGGUGAGCACGUCCACGUGCUGGGAGCAUGGCACACCCCAGCUCCACAGCACGGUAGCUCCUGUGUUCGAGACUCUUCCUGACUUUGCCCUGUGUACCGUUUCAUCUGGCUGUUCCCUCCAUCCUUUAUCAUACAAUAAAUUAGAAAACAUAAGUGUUCCCUUGAGUUCUGUGAGCCAUCCUAGCAAAUUACAGAACCUGAGGAGGGGGUCCUCGGAACCCUGGACUUGUAGUCAUGUCGGAUGGUACCUGGAGUCGGAGGGAUCUUGUGAGGCUGAGCCCUUACCCUGUGGGGUCUGCGCCAAGUCCAGUUGGUGUCCCCAGCUUGGUGAGCAAAAUCCCACGCAUCUGGUGUCAGAAGAGUAUUCUGCAUGUACAGAGUAGUUUUUCCUUUUCAUUUGGAUACGGGUAGAGAGGCAAAGGCUGAGUAUGGGAUGGCUCGCCUUAGGGCUCGACCCUCCAAGUGGAUCUGAGGUCUGGGGAUGCCCAUUGGGGGCACCCAGACGGGCUUGAAGGACAGGCAGUGAUAAGUGGAAGUGGGUACCUCAUACCUCACUAAGUGCACUGGGCCUCCCCCUCCACCAACUCCCAGCACAGACAGGGGUCCCCAUCCCAGCCAUUGACCUAUGCCCCAGAGCUGUCUGUCCUCCAGGCUGGAGAAACCACACUGACUAAACCCAGAAGACAUUCAUUAGCAGAAACCAGAAGUCACCCAUUGCCCUGGAGGGGUGAGGGGGAAGAGGAACGUGGUUGGAGGUGGCUCUCCACCCUGUGGGGGAGGCUGGAGCUGGUUUUCCAUGCUUCCUUUCUGCAGGCAUGACUCGGCUGUGCAGGUCACCCGGGGGGCUAGGUCACGUCUCUGUGGGAAGCUCUGAAGGAAGGCUGGGGUGCUGCCGCUCCCGGCUCUGGCACCAGCUCCCUUGGGAACUGGACGAGGGCCCCUCGUUCUGCACCUGCCCCCAGACGUGGCUGACCCAUGCAGCAUUCACUUCCUUUCCAUGAGCCCUUGGCCAUGACUUCUGACCUCAAGACUCUGAGGUCCUGCCCCCUCUCCUUCGUCUCUGAGUCACUUAUAUGUCACCAAGAGUGCUGGGAGCUGCCCAGCCUGGUGACGGGUACACAGCCAGCUUGCCUGUUGCCAUCUGCCCUUCUUCCCAGCAGGCUCCUCUGGGCCCGGCCCUGGGCCUUCCCAACCUAGGGCUCCCCUCUGCUUCCUGGUCGCAGAGAAGCACGGCUCUUCGGACCCAUGUCAGUGUUGUCGUGAGAGCGGGCUCCAGUCCGUCCAGGUGGAAGGAGACAUGCCCCAGUGCUGGGAGUCUGGCUCUAGCCCAGGCUGGUCACGUGGAAGACACUCGGGGGCAUGCUGGUCAGAACUUUGCGGUGCGCCUCCUCGGGGGAAAGGCCUGUUUUGUGGCCUUUGCUGAUUUUGGUGGUGUAAGUUGUCCCGCUGUGCUCACCUGAUUUCAGAAUACUAACAAUACUAACGUGAUGUCAGCCACUUGAAGACUUCCUGCAAACUUAACAACCAGCUCUUGCUAGCCAGUCAGAGCCCGUGGGAACACAUCCCUCUAGUAAACGUGCAGUUGGAAAGGUGAACAGAGCAAAGGGGGCUGCGUUUACCUGUGAUCCGUCAGCCUGCCCAGACACAAGGAGACAAUUCUUGUGAUGGUGGUGUGAGCAAAAGAAAGGAUGCUCCACCAACCAGAGAGGUGGUGUGUAGGUGAGAGAGUGGAGGUGUAAGGGGUUCUGGCCCCCAGAGUGGACAAGCCCAGUGCCAUUUCUGUAGGACUGACUGCUUUCCUCCUCACAGAUUCGCAGCCAGACUGAUGGGUUAUUUUUCCAUGAGAACAGUGAGAGUCACUGAGAAAACGUGGUUAGCCCUAAGAAACCCAGUGUACAACCAGCUUUUCUGAAGGAGGAAAUGAUUGUGAACAAAACUUAGGAGAGUGCUCUAAGGCAUGGAAGGAAAACUCUAGAGCAAGCUGACUUAGAGAGGUGCCAUAGCAGAAGAUAGUAAAUCAGUAAGGGAUAGUGGAGCAGCUCUAAGUGCAGCUUGGAAGAUGCCUGAAGGUCCUAGUGGACCACAAGAACUAAUAAUGUUUUCUAUUCCAGGAAGACAUUAGCCAGCCAGCACAGAGAUAACUGAGUCCUAUAAUCAACAAGUGGACCGUAGCAGUCCAGCAUUCAGAGUCAGGCAGCUGGGCUCUGCAUUUAGGAAGUGUGCGAGUGAGGAAGGGAGUGGGGCAGGGGGACCCCUAAGACCAGAGAAAGGAAGGCUGGGCAACGGGGCUGCUCAGCCUCUACUUUAUGGAGAUGUGGCAAGGCAGUGCUGUUAUAAGGUGGAGAAAGCUUUUUCCCCUGAGUUUUAGGUAGGUGGUGCUCUGGGGAUGUGCUCAGACCACACAGGCCAGGCCGGAGAGCUGGGAGAUGGGGAGAGGAUUCCCUGUGCUUGCCGCUUGAGGCCCGGUCAAGCCACCGAGUAUCCCAAGAUGCCAGGGGUGGAAGGGAGCAGCAGAGCUCUGUGGCCAGGACGGGGAUGGGCAGAACCGGGGAGACCAUGAGGGGCCUGGGCAGAGAAGAGGAAAUGGCUAUGGGGGCUGGGCUGGGGUGGAGGUGGGGCUCUGAGUGGGACCUGGGACAGGGUUGGGGACCUGUGGGUUCCUAGGAGAGCUCAAGAGUGCGGUUAGACCAGAGGAAGGACAUCCCUAAUGACGGAACACCAGCCAGUGAGCCAUGUCCUCGGGUGUCUCCGGGGCCUGCCAGCCAGGGACAAAUGGUUCCUGAAAGCCACUAGGGCCCCCCAGAAACCCUUGCCUGCAGACAUGUGGCCGGUGUUGCUCACUGGUGCUGAGCCCUGCGGGCUGCCAGGCCCUACACCUGAGUGCCCUGCCUUCUGCACCUGGACAGGCAAGGUGGGGCCGGUCCUCCUCACAGAUGGUUAAACUGAGGCCCAGGUGGAGGGAGGAGCUCCCGUUUCCCUGCUCCUGUGAGUGCUCUGCCGGCUCGUGCCAGGGGCCUGUGUGAUCGCCUGGGCAACCGGGUGCUGGCCAGGGCCACUCCCCCGCUGCGGCCCAGUGUUCACGGGGCGGGGGGGGGGACACGACAUUCAGACUUUCUUCCCUGUUCUUUUAGUUGUAGUAAGAGCGACAGGAUUGAGUGUUUUCCCCACUGCUCAGUGCACGGCUCAGUGGCAUUAAACACGCGCACAUGUCCCACUGUCCGCGGACCUUUUCCGGCUUCCGGAAGGACUGCCCCCGCCAAACCCUAACUGCGGGCCCUUCCCUGGCCCCCGGCACACCCCUUCCACGUCCUGGGACUGUGACUCUGCAACCUCCGGGACUUCCUGGAAGUGGAAUCCUGCCGUAUUUGUCCUUUUGCGCCCGGCUCUUGUCACUGAACCCAGUGUCCUCCGCCCCACGCCCCCCAGCCCCCGUGGCAGGUGUCCGGCACUUCUUCCGUUGUUGCGGCUGGGUACUAUCGAUGAUACUCCAUUGGGUGGGUGGACAGGCCACACUGUUUGUCCAUUCGUCCAUGAUGCACAUGGGGUUGCUUCCGCUCGGGGGCUCUGUGGGUCCUGCUGCUGUGGACGUGGGGCGGGCGCUCAGGCACAGGGGCCACAUGGGUCCUCUCACCCUCUGCUGAGAGCCGCUCCCCGCACCCCAAGUACCCUGUCCCCUCCCCGUGGAACAGCCUCCCCACUUCUGUCCCUGUCUGGUUCCCUAGAGCCCAGGUCAGUGUCACCUACACGCCACCGCCCCCCACCCCACAUGCCUCUCCUCUGCCACAGCUCAAAUCCACCAGUCCCAGCCAGUGGAGCCUUUGCUGGUGCGGUUCGGGGGACUGGGAUGACCUCCGACUGCACCCAUGAGACUCCACGGAGAGGGAGCACUGUCCUGUGUCCCGACACAAGGGCCACCCUCUCCCCGGCCGCAUCCCCUUCCGGGUUGGGCUUCCCCAGGACUUCAUCGUCCAUCAGACUAAAUGAUUUGUUCCUAUCUUUUUUGUCUUUCUCUGGGGUUGGUUUCAGUUCACUCCCUGCUGUGUCCUGGGCCGGUGCAGUGGCGCCCAGCGGUCCCUGGUGGUUGUGGGUUGGGGGUGAGUACGCGGCCCCAUGAGGGUGUCUGCCCUGCUGGGGAUGGUGUUAGUGGGCGCUCCUCUGCCUGGAGCGUGGUGGGCCUAGCACCGCAGCCCCCUGCGUCCUGCAUACCUCUGGGCUCAUCCUUGGCCCUGAGAGGGCACCCCAGAUCGACGGCUGCAGGUAGGCGGCAGGGUGGGUGCCAAGGUGAUGAGGGGCCCAGCCAGCACGCCUGGUGUCCCUCUAGCACACAGUAGGCACACCGCAAGUCUUUGGUUGACCGUUGAAUCAUGCCAGGGUCCCUGCCUGGGAACCGGGGCCUUACUUAGGACCCGCGCCGGAGUUCGCUGGCUUUCCAGGACUUCUGUGGCACCUGCCAGGUCCCUCCACUUGAAGCCCUCGGCCUGGCUACCCUGUCUUGGGGACAGUGACCUCUCAGGACACAUGCCUGCCCCUUGGGUCACCUGGGCAGUCACCCAGGUGUCAGGAAAGGCUGUUAUACAGAGGACGCUGGGGAGGCAGCAGUCUGGAGUGGUUCAGCCCAGCAGAAGCCUCCAGAAUCCCCUCUGCCCUCGUCCCUGACUCACCAUCGUCGUGUGGUCCACCUCCCAGCGCGGGGAAGAUGCAGGCUGCCUGAAGACAGGACCUGUGUCUUACCCACCCCUGUGUCCCAGUGCCCAGCACAGGGCCUGGCCUACGGCAGUUGCCCAGUAAAUACUUAUCAAAUGAGCCUGGAGGCCGGCCGCCUUAGUGCAGGAAGGGAGUGGGUUGCGGGAGCCUGAGGCUAGCCAUGGAGUACAGGGGUGACCCAGGGUUGGAGGCAGGUGUAGAGGGAGAGCACCUGCAGAACCAGCCCCUCACCUUGGCGGCUGGGCGAGGGUGCUCUCGGGCAGCCCCCUCCUCCCAGUCCUGGGAAGAGCACAUCAGGUGGGGGCUGUUCGGGGUGGGUGGGGUGCAGCGGAGGGAGGGGUGCAGCGGAGGGAGGGCUCGCCCUGACGUGGAGGGGUGAUUCUGGCUGCAGUUUAACCCCCAGUUUUCUCCUGCCCUUCCCACCGAAGCGGGAGUUGGGGAGGGGGGCCAGUAACACACACCGAUGGUCCUUUGGUACUGACACUCCCAGUCUGCAGUGGAGGCGGCCAGUUGCCGACACCUGCCACCGGCAGACCCUCGGUGGGGAGGCAGUGCUGGAGUCGGCCCCCCACACAGGCUGUGGGAGCGGAGCAUGUUGGCCAAGCUGGGGAGCGCCAGAGAGGCUGAGGUGGUGUGCCCAGUGGGGUGCACUGAGGGGCGGCCUGGAGGGCCCCCAGCUCCUCCCAGCCCAGACUCCCUCUUUCCUGCGAGGACUGAGUCUCUGCACGGCCCUGCCUGAGUCUCUGCACGGCCCACUCCCACUUGCCCUCCGGGCCUCUGUUUCGAGGCCCUCCUUUUCUGGGCAGCCUUCGCUGGCCGCCGCCAGAGUCGGGCGCCUCCUUGGGGCCCUGAGACUCCCAGCACCCCCGCACCUAGGCCCUUGGGUAAAAACCAUCCAGCCCCUGGACCGAGAUCCCUCAGGAUCUGCUGAGUCCCAUCCAGUCACCUGCUUCCAGAUUGAGGUUCAAAUCUAGGCUCCCUCCACCCCGGCUCCACCCCCCCCCCCCCACCAGGCCCUGUUUCCUCCGCUGAGAUGCAGCGGGGCGGGGCCCACCGUAAGCUCCCACUAUGUUGCACUCCUUCCCAGCACGGGGCUUAUUGAUCAAAUGAACAAAUGGACAGAGAUACACGGUGGGUCUCAGAAGAGGAAUCGGCCUGCCCCUCCUGCUUGGGGUGGGGGCAUCAUGGGAUCGGGGCACUGAGUCAGGGUGGAACUGGUGGGGACCCCGGGUCACCGGGUCUCAUCUAGGGCACCCCCUGCGCCAGCGGAGCCCCGCUGCUCUCUGACCCGAGUGUGGGGGAUGGCACCCAGCCCUGCCCAGGCAGUCGCGUCAGUCAGCCACCUGGGCACCUGGCCGGCCCUGCCUGGUCUUCCCCGCAGUGCAGGUGAGGGGUGAGUCGUUCGCCACCAAGUGGCAGGACCCACAUGACAAGCAGUCACUGGGGGCCUGAUUCACAGCUUUCCAGGAAGUGGUUAACGGGAUCCCAGAGCCCGGGGCUUGAUGAGGUCUCCUGGCUGAGUCACGGUGGCCCCUGGAGGAAGGAGCCGUUACUGAGCCUCUCUGGGCAGCCCCCUUCUCCCCAAGGCCCUAGGACCUCACCAAGACCCCUUAUCCUAGCCUUCAGCUGCUGCAGGCCCAGGCCCCAGGCCUUCCCUUCAGCACCCAAACUGGGGGACUUUCGCAAUGUCAGCGCCACUGGCCUAGACCUCUGGGUCCAGGUUCUGCUCCUCCAGAGGGUAGAUCCGGGGCCCACAGCUGGAGCCAGGGUCCUGAGUUCCCAAACCAGAUCCCUGAGUCCACUGCUCCAGGGCAGAGGGAGGGGUCUCAGCUAGAGCCCCCAGUCCCCUUAACGGCUCAUUUCCUCCCAGCAGUCCCACCCCUCCUGUGACCUAUAGCCUGGGGUGGCAGGGACUGAGCCACUCACUCAGUUGGGGGACUGGUCCAACGGCAUUCCACCUCCCAGGAUAAAACCUCGGGUGACCUGUAGGGAACUCCACACACCCUGUCACAGGCAGGACUGCUCUCCCAGCCGUGCCUGUGCCCCUGCUGGCCAUGGUAGUUUCCAGAGCUCCCCCAGCCCUGGGUGGGGGUGGUCUCAGGAUCUUAACCCCGCUGCUGCUUCUGGCUUCUGCAGCUUCCCUCCAUGCUGCCAGGAUACCUGCUCCCCCAACCUGUGGGAAGCCCCAGCGGCUGAACCGGAUCGUGGGUGGCGAGGACAGCACCGAUGCCGAGUGGCCCUGGGUUGUGAGCAUCCAGAAGAACGGGACCCACCACUGUGCGGGCUCGCUGCUCACCAGCCGCUGGGUGGUCACCGCUGCCCACUGCUUCAAGGGCAAUCUGAACAACCCAUCCCAGUUCUCUGUGCUGCUGGGAGCCUGGCGGCUGGGGAACCCUGGCCCGAGGUCCCAGGAGGUGGGUAUCGCCUGGGUUCGGUCCCACCCCGUGUACUCCUGGAGAGAGGGCUCCCGUGCGGACAUCGCCCUGGUGCGCCUGGAGCACUCCAUCCGCUUCUCUGAGCGAGUCCUGCCCAUCUGCCUGCCGGAUUCCUCCAUCCGCCUCUCUCCGAACACGCGCUGCUGGAUCGCAGGCUGGGGGAGCAUCCGUGACGGAGUGCCCCUACCCCAUCCCCAGACCCUGCAGAAACUGGAGGUUCCCAUCAUCGACUCAGAAAUCUGCGGCCGCUUGUACUGGAGGGGGGCAGGGCAGGGGGCCAUCACCGAGGACAUGCUGUGUGCGGGCUACCUGGAGGGGCAGCGAGAUGCCUGUCUGGGUGACUCCGGAGGCCCCCUCAUGUGCCAGGUGGAGGGCACGUGGCUGCUGGCGGGCAUCAUCAGCUGGGGUGAGGGCUGUGCAGAGCGCGAUCGGCCCGGCGUCUACAUCAGCCUGGCCGCCCACCGCUCCUGGGUGAUGCGGAUCGUGCAGGGGGUGCAGCUCCGCGGGCAUUCGCAGGGGAGCGGGCCCUCCGCGGGCCGCGCGCCUUAGGAUCCAGGGAGAUGGGCGGCCACCAUCGUAAGUGAGCCACCUGCCUCCGGGGGGCGCCCGCGUGCCGGCACCGCCGCCUCUGCAGCGAGGCCCCGCCCCGCCCGCGGGAGCACCUUUCUAUGUGUAUAUAUGUUAACGAUUUUUAGUUAUUUGUAGCCCUGCCCGCAUAUCUUAUUUAUUCUAAUUUCAAUAAAUUAUUUAUUCCCCUGG